UAAAAAGCAAUUAAAAUAUAUUUUUCAAUUCUACAUAUAAUAUAAUAAUUAUAAAAUUUAAUGAAUAUCAUACUUUUAGAAAAAAUAAUUCUUAUUGAUUUAAUACUGAACAUCUUUCAUAAAAUAUUCUUUCAGUUUUUCUACUGCUUUGCUGCGAUGUGAAAUUUGAUUCUUCAUUUCUUUCGGUAAUUCUGCAUAAGUUUUAUCUCCACCUAAAGGUUGGAAACAUGGAUCCCAACCAAAAUCUCGCGGACCUCGAGGGCUCACGAUAGUUCCUUGGGUUCUACCUUGAAAUAGUAACACCGAAUCUUUCGGUUCUCCGGCGCAAUAGGCAAAAGUGCAAACCGCUUCCGCACUUUUAUCUUCCCAACCAUGAAGCAUUUGGUAUAAGCCUUCAGGUCCCAAUUUAUCUAAGAACCAUUUAAUAUAAGGUCCAGGUAAACCUUUCAUUGCAUUAAAACAUAAACAUGUAUCUUCAAUAAUAACAGGACCUUUUAUUAGAUCUGCCGCUGCUCGACAUUUACUUCUGCAAAUAUCAUCUAUCUCUCCCUGAUAUUCCGGAAGAUCGAUCUUUUUACUUGUAAUUUCUCGUGAAAAAUUAUUUCCCAGGAUAGCUACAAAUUCCUCCAGUUUUUUUGCAUUUCCAGUUACGAAGACUACUGGUUUCGACAUUCUUCACAAUUAUUACCACCUUACAGUAAUUGAGACCCGAAUAAAACACGUGCGAAUCAAUGUUUUCUCAACAGUGCUGCUAACUAUAAUUUCUCGUCUUAUAUUAACUAUAAAAAUAUUUUUAUAAUUUUCUAGAGAACAUAAAUUUUAUAAAAAUUUUAUUUGCCUAGUGUUAUCUCGUUCGAAAAAUACAAAUUGAAAAUAUUAUAGAAAAAUUGCAUAUUCUUUAAUUAACCUUAAAUUGAUUUUAGAUUAUCACGCAACUAGUUUCUUUUUACUACAAUUAUUAUUAUAUUUUGAUUUUGAAAAAUAAUUAUAAUUUAAUUUCUUAUAAAGGCAUAAUUAAUACAUUUUCCUAAAAGUGGUUCUUCUAGUGUUUACUUCUGGUGUAAAAGGGUCUUUUGUAAAUGUACAGUGAAUGACUUGGAUGUUAUUUCUAUUGUGACUACAUUCACUAAGCAAAGUCGAAGAAAUUGCUCAAAAAUGCCGAGUCAAGAGGUUGUAACUACGAAAGUAGUGGUGCACCCUUUAGUUUUAUUAAGUGUGGUGGACCAUUUUAAUCGUAUGGGAAAAAUUGGCAAUCAAAAAAGAGUUGUUGGUGUUCUUUUAGGAUGUUGGAGGGCUAAAGGCGUUCUUGACGUAUCAAACAGUUUUGCAGCCCGUGAAAAGGUAGUAGGAUGGUAUCAUACCGGUCCCAAAUUACAUCAAAAUGAUGUUGCAAUUAAUGAAUUAAUUAGAAGAUAUUGUCCUAAUUCGGUUUUGGUCAUUAUUGAUGCUAAACCCAAAGACCUUGGUCUUCCAACAGAAGCAUAUCAAGCUGUUGAAGAAGUUCAUGAUGAUGGUUCUCCAACAUCUAAAACAUUUGAACACAUCCCUAGUGAAAUUGGUGCAGAAGAAGCGGAAGAAGUAGGUGUAGAACACCUACUGAGAGAUAUAAAGGAUACCACAGUCGGUACUCUUAGUCAAAGAAUUACAAAUCAACUAUUAGGUUUAAAAGGUCUUCACGAACAAAUUAGAGAAAUUAGAGAUUAUUUGCUACAAGUUGGUAGCGGUAAAUUACCUAUCAAUCAUCAGAUUGUUUAUCAACUCCAAGAUAUUUUUAAUUUACUACCCGAUAUGACACAGAGUAGCUUCGUUGAUUCACUGUAUGUGAAAACAAAUGAUCAAAUGUUAGUUGUGUAUCUUGCUGCUCUUGUUAGAUCCAUAGUGGCUUUACACAACUUGAUCAAUAAUAAAUUAACCAAUCGCGACGCUGAAAAAAAAGAAACCGAUAAAAAAGAGACAAAAAAAGAUGAGAAGAAAGAAGAAGAGAAAAAGGACGAGAAAGAUAAAAUAAAGAAUAAAAGUCAGUGAAUAAAGUGAAAUUGAGACUAAUUUGUGUGAUUGAGACUGUUAACAUUGCAAAGAAGUUCACAAAAUUUGCAAAAUUUGUUCAUACAUGUACAAAUGAAUUUUGUGCUUGACAAACGAUUUCAAAAUAACACCAAAAUAAUUCGGAUGCAUCUUUGUUCUUAAAGUGUUCUACCAUAAUACGAUAUAUACAUUAGAUAAAAGAUAUGAUAGUAAAAAUGCAGUUACAUAUUUUCAUCAUUUAUAGUAAAACACGAAUUAUAAUAAACACAUUGCACAAUUAAGAAUUUUAAUAUUAAACAACGUUUACAAGGCAUAAUACAAUUGUGUUCACUGAUCGUUUUUUUGUUUCACAUUAGAAAUGAGCAACUGCUUCGAACUACUUAUAACUUUUAUAUAAUGUAUCGGUAAGAGAAAUUCAUUCAUAAUUUUUUCAUAAACUAAUAUCGUUCAAUUGUCGUUCGAGGUCGUUGAAACAUGUCGAUGUUUUCUAUAUUAUCUGAAAGUAGCAGAUAAGAUUAAAAUUGUAAGAUGCAAUUCUUAGGUAUUACAAACAUAUUUUCUAGAGAAUUUGAGCUUUCUUAUUAAUACUGCGUUAUUAAUAAAAAAUUGAUCAUUCGAACUCAUAACUUCAUUUAUUUUUGGUUAAUAGAAAAAGCAUCAGAACCAUCACGAGAUGCAUAAUAAGUCAAUUAUGCAUUUCUGCCUAUUAUAAAAUCUCAUAUUUUAGGCGCGAAGCACAAUAUUACGAACCCUAAAACAAACUUUUAUGGUCAUACUACCUGUUUUUCGUAAUUAGAACACUCUUUGACAUUGAUCCAAUAGCACUUGGAUUCUCUUCGUCGAUUGAUAUUUUGCACGUAAUUAAAAAUACUUCAAAUAUUAAUUAUUUAAUAAAUUCAUUGUGCUGAAGAUAUUUUAUCUGUAUUUAAUCUUCCAUGUUUUUAUAUGAAAAUGUACAAAAUAAGAGAGAGAUAUAUUUGACCCAAUAAAGUCCAUCGAGCCGCA
Molecule: messenger RNA, 3030 nt
Organism: Heterotrigona itama
Lineage: Eukaryota; Metazoa; Arthropoda; Insecta; Hymenoptera; Apidae
Source: the annotation of a GenBank genome assembly